Haplochromis burtoni (Burton's mouthbrooder) is the source of this 1026-nucleotide messenger RNA. Its product is annotated as patatin-like phospholipase domain-containing protein 2. The transcript has 8 exons. Lineage: Eukaryota; Metazoa; Chordata; Actinopteri; Cichliformes; Cichlidae. The coding region runs from base 1 to 1026 and encodes 341 amino acids. The record is from RefSeq and is a predicted model, not a curated record. Gene Ontology annotation, cellular component: cytoplasm; membrane; lipid droplet. Gene Ontology annotation, biological process: triglyceride catabolic process; lipid homeostasis. Gene Ontology annotation, molecular function: triacylglycerol lipase activity.
AUGGAUCUAGGCGAUGUGAAGAAGUGCUGUGCUGACUUGAUGUCAAUAGCCAAAGAGGCUAGGAAGCACAAACUGGGACCCUUGCAGCCAUCUUUCAAACUGCUUCAGAGAGUGCAGGACACUCUGCUGAAGCAUCUACCAGAAGAUGCCCUUGUUCGAGCCUCUGGGAAGCUCAGCGUGUCCCUGACCAGAGUGUCUGAUGUGAAGAACGUACUAGUGUCAGAGUUUGACAGCAGAGAAGAGCUCAUUCAGGCCCUCAUAUGCAGCUGCUUCGUCCCGUUUUACUGUGGUGUCAUUCCACCCAGAUACCGUGGAGUGCACUAUGUGGACGGUGCUGUCACUGACAACCUGCCCGGUUGUCAACUGAAACAGACAAUCACGUUCUCGCCAUAUGCUGGCAAGAGUGAUAUCUGCCCCCGGGCAAGCACACUAAACCUCCCUGAGGUACGCUUCAACAAUGUCAGCAUCCAGGUCAACUCAGAGAACCUCUACAGAGUGACCAGCACCUUCUUCCCUCCAGAGCCUGAGGCAAUGGCUGAAAUUUGCCACAAUGGCUACAGGGAUGCUUUUCGUUUCCUACAAGAAAACAAUCUGAUCAGCAGUGAGUGUCCCAUAAGAAAUCUGGCGAUCGAUUCAUUUAAAUAUGUUUGCUGUGAAGUGGUGAAGGAGUCCAGCGUGAAGGCACAGCAGGAUGGAUUGAACACACUUCGGGAAGAUCACUGGUGGUUGGAUCCACACCUCGUAGAAAAUCUCCCGAUUGAAAUUCAAAGGGUGCUAUGCGUGGCCUGCAGAGAGACACGUACUGCUGAUGGUCUGUUCUCCUACAUGACUGGGUACCUGCCAAAGAAAGUGACUUCUUACAUACAGAUCCCCUAUUUUCUGCCUGUUGAGUUGGUCAGCUCUCUAUCCCAGAGAUUAGUUUACUGGAUUCCAGAUCUACAGAGGGACAUGAGCUGGCUCUAUAGCAUGGUUGGAGACAUAUACAAACAAGCAUUGAAGGACAACAAGGAGGAGAGUGAUAGGUAG